Messenger RNA from Branchiostoma floridae (Florida lancelet), 5274 nucleotides. Its product is annotated as protein enabled homolog. NCBI's taxonomy places the organism in Eukaryota, Metazoa, Chordata, Leptocardii, Amphioxiformes, Branchiostomatidae. Gene Ontology annotation, biological process: intracellular transport. Bases 273 to 1796 code for a protein of 507 amino acids. The transcript is spliced from 14 exons. Gene Ontology annotation, molecular function: SH3 domain binding. The record is from RefSeq and is a predicted model, not a curated record.
CACACAAAGAUCCAAGAUGGCGCCGUGCAUGUGAAAUGAGUUGCGGGCUGGGCCUGGUCGGAAGCGAUUUUUUCCUCCUCACUUUCUCAGUCUAGCUGUCAUCCAGAACGCAAGGAUCAGGAAGGAUUAUCUAAGGACUAAGUCGGAAGCUCCGGUUUUCAAGAAUACCGCAGGAUAGUUUGCUGAGAGGGGAUACUGUGGCCAGUGUACGGCGGAACGGUUCCUUCAAAUUUCGUCUGUCAUUUUUUGGGAGGCCGGAAUAGCAGGAAACCAUGAGUGAGGUGUCUAUAGCACAAUCACGUGCCUCGGUGAUGAUCUACGAUGAUGCCAACAAGAAGUGGAUACCCGCGGGCGGCUCGUCGGGGAUCUCCCGGGUUCACAUCUAUCAUCAUCAGGUUAACAGCACAUACAGAGUCGUGGGACGCAAGCAGAACGACCAUCAGGUUGUGAUAAACUGUGCAAUACUGAAGGGACUCAAGUACAACCAGGCCACGCCCACCUUCCACCAAUGGCGCGACGCACGCCAGGUCUACGGGCUCAACUUCGGAAGCAAAGAGGACGCGGACGUCUUCGCCCAGGCCAUGCUGUCAGCACUAGAGGCAUUGAGUCAACAGGGAUCAGGUCCCCGCCCCCCAAACCAGACGCCCGGCGCUAACCCAGCACCCUCAGCCCAGCAGUACCAGGUGUACCAGAACCAGCAGCUACAGGGACAGUACCAAAAUGUCAAUGGACCAUCCAUCGAGGAGGAGGAGAGGAUCAGGUGGGGACAAGAUGAUCAGGCGAUCAGUCCGUACCCACAACAACGAGAACAGCAAAUGCGUGAGCAGCAGAUGGCGGCACAGAUCAACCGGGCACGAGAGCUGAUGGAACAGGAGCGGGCGCGAGAACGGGAACGAGAGAAAGGGCCACAAGCGGGGGAGUGGUCGCCAGCCACCUCACAACCUUCAGGACCAGUCCAGAGUCAAUCCCCAGCACCAGCAGCCCCCACCCCCCCAACCCCACCUCAACCCCCCACAACAACAGCCCCUCCCCCUGCCCCACCAUCACCUCCAGCUCCUCCAACCCCACCCACCCAGCCUGCUGCAGGGGGGGCACCCCCUCCUCCCCCAGGUCCCCCACCACCCCCCAAGACUGGCGGUCCCCCACCCCCUCCUCCUCCCCCACCCCCCAACCUGGCUCCUAACACACCUUUAGGUGGCGGAGCAGGGGGGCUGGCACAGGCUUUAGCAGCAGCCAAACUACGCAGAGUUUCAAGGUCGGACAGCGACGCGGACAACAUGUCCCCAGCGGAGAAGGCUCGGUCCAGUGGCGGUGUGCCGGCCAUACCUGGUGGCAUGAUGGACGAGAUGGCCGCCAGGCUAGCACAAAGACGCCGCCCAAUAAACAACAACACUCAAAGGCGUGCCGCACAGAAUGUGAGUAUCAACCCUGAGCGUCGAGUGCAGAAAGAGCAAGAGGAGGGAGGUGGAGAUACCAAGUCAUCACCUAACGCCAAGGUUAACAGCACAGAUGCAAAGGGCAGGCCAUGGGAGAACAGGUCUCCCAACAAGUUUGGAGCGACGGGCAGGAGCGACAGCACUAACGGCUCCAACAAGGGCCCCAGCAAUGGUGGCAGUCAGUCUCCCAAGUUUACCAGGACGUCUUCCGUAAACGGAGGGUCCCCGCCCCUGGAGGGAGAUCUAGACAGAUUGAAACAGGAAAUUCUGGCAGAAGUGAGGAAAGAAGUGAGCAAAAUGAAAGAGGAAAUUAUUGAUGCAAUAAGGCAAGAAAUCAGGGCAGAAUUCAACAGGCGAUAGACCAGAGAGGGACACAGUGAAGACAAAACAAAAGGAGGAGGAGAGGAGAGGAGAAACAACAGUGAACUGAUGGGGGCAGCUCAUUGGUCGGUUCUCACAUGGUGGAGCAAGGCAUUGUGGGAACCAUCUCUGUUGAAGAGAUGACACAUUCAAUACAGAUAUGAUCGCUCUACCCAGUAAAACUCCUAGGGGCUUAGAUAAAUAUUUCUUCGGUAAGCUUGGCCUUACCCUAAUUUUGUAGCUAAUUACAAAAAAGAAAGUCGGGACAUUCAGGUGUAGAAAUCCAAACGGUGGUUCCUAGAAAUUUGGUUGUAGAAGUCUGAAGCCAUCUCCUUCUACUGAAUGUGCUGUUGCCCUGUCCAACAUGUUUAAGGCUGGAAGUCACGGUGUCUUUUGUCAGCCGCCAGAAAGACUGUAGACAAAAAAAGAAAAGAAAUCCAGUUACUUCGUACAUACCAGUGACCAAGAUUUGGUUAUUGUGUUACAUGUGAGCCGAGAUAAACAAAUGUGUCCUUCCAUGUGUUAUGCCAUUUGCACCGACCCGCGUGAAGUGGUUAGCCAAGCUGCAGUUCGGAGUGCCUUUUGUUGUCGUUUCUGCGGCCGCAGGUCAUUUUUGCAGCUCCAUACAUGUAUGUCCACUGAUGCAUAACACACAACAGCUAGCCCAGAUUGAAACUCGCAACAGUGUUCCUACCCCACCUGUACAGUCCACACAGUAUCUCUACUGAUGACCCAAUGCUCUUUCAAAUGCACUGCUGGCAGAAAUGGCCUGUGUACAUUCAUGUAUUUUAACAAUAGUUUGAAUAGGUUGAUUAUUUCCCCAAAGGUAUUCUUGUGGUAUACAUAUAGAUGAUGACUUCAUAUGACAAUUUUGCCAUAGUUAUGUUUCUAGUUACCCGAGUAAUCAUUAAAUUUUGGAAGGUUGCUUUACUGCAUUGUAUUUUAGUGGCUUAAACUGUUAUUCACCUUUAUCCAUGGUUUAACCUAUAUCCGUUGUUUUUUUAGCUAUCAUGUGGACAGACGGUGGUUGCAAUGUUUGAAAAUUUUGCAAUUUGAAACCACCGUCCAUCGACUUGAUAUCCCCCAAAAAACUGUUUUUAGAAACAACAGAUAUAGGUUAACCCAUGCAAGGAUAAAUCAAAGGUGAUCUAGGGCUAAGUUGUUGAGUUGAUAUCCCAUUUUAUUUGUAGAUAGAAAAUUAGUGAUUUAUAUUGACGUAUGGAUUCCUUCUCUCUUCAUGGCAAAAUUUGCUUCCGAAGUUGCUGGCUUUGCCUAGUGACACUCUGGCUAUAUGUCAUUUAUGAAGUUGGUAGUUAUUCAGUCGCCACAUACAUAGAUACUUUUGACCGUCUGUAAGUAUCAGGUCAAAUGCGUAUCUAUCUGAAAGAGAACUCAAAGUCAGAAUAGACUUCAACAAAAUUUAAGUUCCACUCCCAUUGUAUGUUGUGAUGCCUUUUGUAUUAUAUUUGUAGAUGUGAGAAUACUCAUUCAUUAGUAAGUAUUAAGGAAGCAAUUUAUACAUAUUUUUGUGUACCGUUUUUCAGCAAUUUUUUUCCCCAAGAGUGAUCCAUGCACAAUCAUUUCCCUAUAGCCCAUAUUUGUACAUUUGUAUGUAUCUUUCAGCUUUGUUGAUUAAGGUCUUUUUUAUUCUUAAGAAUUUAUGUUUUAGUAGGAUAAGUUGUAUUUUUCAUAGCUCGGCCAUAAACUUACUUAUUUGAGUCUAAUCCACAUUAUAAGUUGCUGCUUUUCUCUAGCAUUUUGGUAAGAGCUGUGACAGAAGCGAUAAUUUUACCCACCUGUAAAGUAGUGGAAAAAACUUAAAGAAUGGACGUAACUGUCAUAAGGAUUUGGUUCCCAGCUUGGGUGUUGAUGGAAGGAUAUACAUGUAGUCUACCUCCCGACAGUCCUUGUGACUGACUGUACUUACGCUACACCUUGGGAGGUUAGAGCAAUGUAUGGUAGGUUGUACAAGUGUUAGCAAUGUUCAGGAGAGUUUUAAUCUGGUCAGUUUGUCACACAAACUGUUAAUGACAAGAUGGAAGCGUUCACUACUGUCAGAGGGUAAGCAGCAAAGAAGGAAUUUCUGAUCAUGGUCGGCUCUUCUACCGGACUGAAAAUUGUGUAUACGUUGCUAUUCCAUCCAUUUACACAUAGCGCCAGAUAUGUGCAGAAAAGCUAUUUGGUGUUGCCUAUUGAAUAAAGAAAGAGUAUUCUGUCCGGCGGUCAAAUGAUGUCAUUGAAACCCCCCCACUUGUCAUCCAUGAUGUGAUCCUGUCAUUAACACCACUGGUAUUUGGAAGAAUGUAUGAUAACAAAAUGUCCAGGGAAAUUGUUGCAAAGAAGACGCAGUUUGUAGAUGACCUACCAAGACUGGAGGAAUUGGAGUCAAGGCAAUGUACAUGUACAGUAGCAGGUGUCUUUCUCACUAAUAAUUCUUUACAGACAGUUAGCUAUUAAAGUUUUAAUUUUGCGAAAGUCUUCUCCACGUCUGAGAGGAUUUUCCUACUCCUGUGGAGGGAAGCAGAAUUGAAUCUUAGGUCUUUCAUGAAUUGGAAGGGUUUCUGUCCAAAGCCACAGUGAUGGUUAAAGGUUUGACUCCUCUCUUGGUACCAUGUAUCAUGAAAAUGAUUCAUACAAUGAUUGCCAAGGAGUUGACAAACCUCCUGGCAAAAUAAAAUGACUUCUCUCUCUACAAAAGGCUUUCAAGGCAUAGAUGAUUAAUUUUUUUUUCUCUUGAAAAUAUGGAUACCCUUGAUUUCUGAAAAGUACUUCCUGAUACAUGUAUCAUGACAUAUUCAAAAAUUGUAUGGUACUUUAGUAGGUAAAAUUGCACUGCAAAAAUCCAUGGAGCAACAGUUUUCUUACAACAUAUUGAUAUGCUAGGAAAAGAGAAAAUAUUCGGAAUACUGCGUAAUCCGUUUUCUUCUUUCAGUAUUAAGGUCCCUCAAACGGGAAAGAAUUACCCCUUAUUCCUAACCUGGAACAUGGGGGUACGGUUGCCUAUGAGGAUCGGACACUUUCUUGUAUUGUCUCAUAGUAUCCUGCAAAAAUUGAUGCUAUGUUUCUCUGCGAGUCUUCACUAUUAAAAAUGUAGUGACAGUUUUAAAUUAGACUAUGCGAUAGUUUUAAACGUGAGACAACAGCUGUGCUGUCAGUUCUCACUAACUGUCUUAUUUCUAUAUAAUCUAUAAUGUUGUGUUCCUUCAAAAUAGGUAGUCUUUCUCCCACCUACCCUUCCUUGAGUCUCUGGCACACAAUUCAAACUCGAAUAUCAUCAAUGUGGCUUGUUGACGGAAACCAGAAAAACGACCCAGAUCACUUCUGUUUUACAGAAGUAUGGGAAUGGGUCAUUUUUCUACCAGUUUACAUUUCUUGGAGCUGUUAUGAUUUCAUCUUCAUUGAUAAUCUAUAUGUGCAGUGUACUUCAACAUUUUGUACUAAUGCCAAUAUCAAUAAACUGCAUGGAGAUCCUGCUGUA